AUGCACCGCCCCCAUCUACUUUUCCUGGACGCCUAUGACUCCUUUAGCAACAAUAUCAUCAAUCUACUUCAACAAGACCUCAAUGCCACUGUCCAAGUAAUCAAGAUCGAUGACAAGAGAUUCAUCACACGCGAUGAUGCAUGCUUCCAUGCUUUCCUUGGCCGUUUCGACGCCGUAGUCGCUGGUCCUGGCCCUGGCGAUCCUAGGAACCCACACGACUUGGGUCUUAUCGGCAAGCUGUGGAAUCUACCAGAAGCUGUCUGCUUGCCUGUCCUGGGUAUAUGUCUUGGAUUUCAGAGUCUGGCCCUGGCCUUCGGAGGUACAGCUGGUAGACUGUAUCAACCUCGUCAUGGUCUAGUGACCGAGGUCUCUCACCAGGGACAUUCUCUGUUUAAGGAUAUCGGCACUCUUAUGGCCACCCAGUAUCACUCGCUCCAUGCAAAACUUGGUCACACCGUGGACAUGGCGUUCUCAGAGCUGUGGAAACCCAGUCCAAGCUGCUCGGACAUCGUACCCCUUGCGUGGGACCUAUCAGAUGAUCAGAAUGGUCCCAUCUUGAUGGGAAUCAAACACUUGGACAAGCCCUUCUACGGUGUGCAAUACCAUCCAGAGUCUAUCUGCACGAGCUCUGCUGGUGCGCAAAUAAUUCACAAUUGGUGGUCCGAGGCAUUGACUUGGACUAUCGACCGUGCAGCCAAAACUCGGAAGAUAGACAAUCCACCUCCAAUUAUUGACGUGGAUUCACACGAUAUCAAUAGCGAAAGUGGCGAUGACUCGGCAAGCACAUCAUCAUCUCUGUUUGAUGCUGUCAACCCUACAGUCAGGGACACCAAGGCCACAACUCCGGCUGUGACACGGAACUCAUCAAGAGUGGGACGGUUAAGCCCUUCGAGAUCAGUCAGCUGGAAGUGUAUCGACAUGUCCUCUAACACUAUCGACGCGGCUUUGUUGCUUCAAAAUCUGCAAGACAGCGACCAGCAAGCCGUCAUGCUCGAGUCUGGCAGCAAGAGCGGUCAACCUGUGCGACCCGAGACUGGCCGCUUCAGCAUCAUCGGCUGUAUCAUUGAUGCGAAAUCAAUUCGAUACUCUACUGGAAACCGCAUGAUUACCAGCGACCUCUCAGGCUCAGCAACAUCAGGCAUAGGGUCUAUGACAGAUGUCUGGUCUGGAGUAGAGUCUUUCAUGUCUGCAAACAAGGCGCUUGAUGGAAGUGUUGACGUGCCUUUCUGGGGAGGACUUGUUGGUUUCGUAUCUUACGAAGCUGGUUUGGAGACAAUUGAUGUUUCCCAACUGACAAACAAUGAUCGUCCGGAUGUGUGGUUUGUCUUCGUGUCACGCAGCAUUGUUGUUGAUCAUGUUGACAGAAAGGUCUAUGUUCAAAGCUUGGAAGAUAAUGAUGAUUCCUGGUUCGGAAAGGCUGAAAGGGCCGUGAAGGAGCUUAUCGGAAAGCCUAACAUUUCCCAGUGUGGGAAAGACGACGGGUCAAAGUCGUCAAUACCCGCCGUCGCUGCUCCAAAAGAAGCAGAAUACGUGCGAAAGGUCGAGACUUGCCAGGAUCAUAUUCGCGCUGGAGACUCUUACGAACUCUGCUUGACCGACCAGAGCAUCGUGUCGUACAAUGGUAGUUGUCAGCCAAGAUCUUUCGAGCUCUAUCAACGACUACGCACCUUCAAUCCAGCACCCUUUGGUGCUUACCUACGAUUGAAGGAUGAUAAUGAACAAAAGAACGACGGGGUCACCAUCUUAUCUUCUAGCCCAGAACGGUUUUUGUCAUGGUCGCGAGCUGGAAAGUGUCAGUUCAGGCCCAUCAAAGGCACUGUCGAGAAGAAGAAUGGCCUUACGAGAGAAGAUGCAGAGGCAUUGUUGAAUGUGGACAAAGAAAAAGCCGAAAACUUGAUGAUUGUCGAUUUGAUCAGGCACGACUUGCAUGGAGUUGUGGGCUCUGGAAACGUCAGGGUCGAGAAGCUGAUGGCGGUCGAAGAAUAUCAGACCGUCUUUCAGCUUGUGUCGGUCAUUGAGGGACAGUUGCCAGAAGAGUCGAGACAUACCGGCAUUGAUGUGCUAGCGGCUUCUCUUCCUCCAGGGUCCAUGACUGGCGCACCCAAGAAACGAUCGUGCGAACUGUUGACAGAGAUAGAAGAGAAAGCCAGAGGAAUCUACAGCGGUGUGCUUGGAUACUUUGAUGUUGGAGGUGGUGGAGAUUUCUCAGUUGUGAUUCGAACGGCAUUCCAAUGGGACGACGAGGGCGUGUGGCGAGUCGGUGCUGGUGGGGCGGUUACUGUGCUGUCUUCGCCGACGGCUGAGUUUGAAGAGAUGGACCUGAAGAGACAGAGUUGUUUGCCGCUGUUUGGACAUCGUCGGGACUCUGUGAAAUAA
Molecule: messenger RNA, 2376 nt
Organism: Aureobasidium vineae
Lineage: Eukaryota; Fungi; Ascomycota; Dothideomycetes; Dothideales; Saccotheciaceae
Source: the annotation of a GenBank genome assembly